ACAAAAGGUGAAGUCAACUCAUCCGGAGAUGUUUCUUCUUCUUCUUCUUCUUCUUCUUCUUCUUCUUCUUCUUCUUGUGCAGAGCUACAUUAUGAUAACAUUUGCCGAAAGAUACAUGAGAAAGUGAUACUGAUCCAUGGCGUUCUCUGAUCCUAUAUGACCAGAGAACAACAAAAUGCUCAACCACGGAAGGUAUCCAUCCAGCUGAAGCCUGCUCAGCUGCUGCUUUGCAUGUGUUCGUCGGAAUGAUCGCAGCUGCUCAAAGCGCAAUCGCACAGUUUGCAGAUAGCAGAUACAACACAACAGGGGAGGAUGCUUGCUUGGAUGCAUGGAUAAGACAGCCUCCCCAGAAAAGACGGCGCAAAAUUUAAAGGGCAAGCAGUGAGCGCGAUAGAAGGACGUGGCUGCGGUUUCUGCAUGCAGAGUGUAAACACCAAAUCUAAUCGCUUGUCAAAGAUAAUUAUGGAUUGUGUUGGUGUAAUCAUUGCAGCUUACCAAAGGAGAUGGAUUGCUUAAUAUCCUCGUCCUUACAACCCAUAUAGUGUUACUGUUUUAGGGUCAAGAACAGUUAACUCUGGGAAGGAGAUGGUUUGUUUCUGCAUGCAUGCGCCCGUUUGUGGUGCACCCAUCUGAAAGACUAGCAGAGACCUCUCUGUGGUUUGCCAGACGAAGCAGGCAGACAAUUAACCCAAAGAUUUGGAAAGGAGAGUCCUUGGAAGGCAGGACAGAGUGGGUGAGUUGCUUGUUUCCAGAAGCAUCCAACCUUAUGAUGGUAAGUAUUAAACUCCCACUCCAAAUAAUGCAUUGAUUCAGUGUGGACCUUAAUGGAGUCAUGGGUUAGGGAAGGUGGGACUCACUUUCCAUGUGACUCCCACAUGUGUAUUAGUAGUAGGUAUUUGUGAGCCCCAAAGAUUAAUCAGCACCUUCCUCUCUCUCUCUCUCGCUCUCUCUUCCUCGUAUGUUUGUGGGGACGGAAGGAAGAUGCUUGGGAGUCAUGUUGUCAAAACCUUUAGGAUCCUGCCGAUCUCGUUCGUAAUUCUCCUUCUCCCUGCCGCCACCGGGGCUGCAUACGACUACCGCGAGGCCCUGUCGAAGAGCCUGCUCUACUUCGAGGCGCAGCGCUCCGGCCAUCUUCCUUACCACCAGCGCAUCACCUGGCGCGGUCACUCCGGCCUCACCGAUGGCCUCGAACAAGGAGUUGAUUUGGUUGGAGGAUACUACGACGCAGGAGACCACGUAAAGUUCGGCCUGCCGAUGGCUUUCACCAUAACCAUGUUGUCUUGGGGUGUCAUGGAGAACGGGGAUGCGAUCGCGGCGGCUGGGGAGUUCGAGCACUCGUUGGAGGCGAUCAAAUGGGGGACUGAUUACUUCAUCAAAGCCCACACUCACCCCAACGUCCUCUGGGCCGAGGUCGGAGACGGCGACACCGACCACUACUGUUGGCAAAGGCCAGAAGACAUGACCACGUCGAGACAAGCGUACAAGAUCGACGCGGAGCACCCGGGAUCAGAGCUAGCAGGAGAGACAGCAGCAGCCAUGGCGGCUGCGUCCAUCGUGUUCAAGAAGACCAACCCACGCUACUCUCACCUCCUACUGCGUCACGCCCAACAGCUGUUCGAGUUCGGGAACAAGUACAGAGGCCGCUACCAUCUCAGCGUGCCGGCGGCGAAGAGCUACUACCCAUCGCUGAGCGGCUACGGCGACGAGCUGCUGUGGGCGGCGCUGUGGCUCCACCGGGCGACGGGAAGAGAGUAUUACUUGCAGUACGCGGUUGACAAAGCGUACACGUUGGGCGGGGCCACAUGGGCCAUUUCAGAGUUCAGCUGGGACAUCAAAUACGCCGGCGUUCAAAUUCUUGCGUCCAAGCUGCUGAUGGAAGGAGGCGGAGGACGUGUUCAAGACCAGCAAAGAAACACACUGCAGCAGUACCGAUCUAAAGCAGAGCAUUACUUGUGCUCCUGCCUCGGCAUGAGCAGCAACGACAGCAACGUGCGCCGCACCCCUGGUGGCCUCCUCUUCGUCCGCCGGUGGAACAACAUGCAGUACGUGGCCGGCGCCGCCUUCCUCCUCAUCGUUUUCUCCGACCAGCUCGCGCUGGCCCACGAAGAUCUGCACUGUCCCCGGGGUUCGCUCAGCCCGCAGGAAGUGCUCUCCUUCGCCAAGGCCCAGUUGGACUACGUCCUCGGCUCCAACCCAAUGGGCAUCAGCUACAUGGUGGGCUUCGGGCCCCGGUACCCCACCAGGGUGCACCACCGAGCGGCUUCCACCGUGCCUUACAAGGAGGACAAGUCCUUCAUCGGCUGCGCCCAGGGCUACGACGCGUGGUUCGGCCGGCAAAUGCCGAACCCCAACGUGCUCGUCGGCGCCAUCGUCGGUGGCCCGGGCGCCAAGGACGAGUUCAGGGACGUGAGGGGGAACUACAUGCAGACGGAGGCGUGCACGUACAACACGGCGCAGAUGGUCGGAGUGUUCGCGAGGUUUUCUCAGCCGGAGAGACGAUGACAAGCUUCUGCAUGCAAACAACACACGCAGACACAUAGGAAACAGGUUUUGGUUUUUUGAGCCCUUUAUUUCCUCGUUGCCAUUUGUAGGGACGAGGAUAUGUUUUACUGGGUAUAAGACACAUUAGAGCUACAGAAACAGUGAAGGUAAAAGCAACACAGAAAGAGAGAGAGAAAGAGAGAAACAUACAAGUUUCAUGGUUCAGCAGUGAGUCCUUUGUGAGUGAUGUGAUUGAAAUGUUCUCCUGUUCUUUUCUGGUUGCAAGGUCCUGCAAGCUGAGAUACCAUACGACCAAUCUUGCAUGGCUUCGAUGGCACUCUGUCACAGAUGCCAAGCAAUGAUAGGGAUAAACAGAAUCAUUUUUUCCUUGACAACCCUCUGCCACUGGUUUUAAAUGAUGAUC
Molecule: messenger RNA, 2905 nt
Organism: Musa acuminata AAA Group (dessert banana)
Lineage: Eukaryota; Viridiplantae; Streptophyta; Magnoliopsida; Zingiberales; Musaceae
Product: endoglucanase 11-like
Exons: 5
Coding region: 982-2502 (506 amino acids)
Biological process (GO): carbohydrate metabolic process
Molecular function (GO): hydrolase activity, hydrolyzing O-glycosyl compounds
Source: RefSeq, a predicted model, not a curated record